Molecule: messenger RNA, 4130 nt
Organism: Anopheles maculipalpis
Lineage: Eukaryota; Metazoa; Arthropoda; Insecta; Diptera; Culicidae
Product: serine/arginine repetitive matrix protein 2
Exons: 17
Coding region: 109-4110 (1333 amino acids)
Source: RefSeq, a predicted model, not a curated record
GCUUUCUUCGAUCAUUUACACCAGUUGCCGUGAAGUUUGCAAAAGUCGUCUGGUAGCACUGUUUGCGACGGAUUUUUUUGCUUUCAACAGAACUGGCUGGCGUUAGCAAUGGCGAAGGCAGAAUCGAUACAUAAUGGAUUAAAAACAGACGCAACCGAUGAUGUGGAAAAAUCGCUCGAACUGCUCGAUAAGGUCCUGUCGGAGUUCGAAGAGGAACCGGAUCGUACAAACCACCACAACCAUCAUCACCACCAUCAUCAUCAUCCGGCGGUGGAACCGGACAGUCCCUCACAGGGCCACCAGUCCGAGGACGAUGGUUACAUGAGCAUGAACGGAAGAAGGGCCAAAUUUGUACCUGAUUUUCAACCGACAGACGAGGCCACAGCACCAACGCAUCCACAAGUGCUACAGCUACACCAACCAUCACAUCACCAGCAACCGCAACAGCAACAUUCGCUUCCGGUACCGACAGACGAAUCGUACUCGCCCCCAUCGCCCGAGGAAGCGGAACGAAUAAUUUCCAAUUUGCUACCCAGAAUUUCACCAAACACAUCGCCCAAAAGGCGUCUUGCGGCAGAAAAUGGUCAAACGGAGUGGCGGAGCAGAAAUCAAUCGAUUCGCACCUCGGACGCGAUCAGCAUCGGCGACAGUGACACUUCCGGCGACAACAAACCGUCCUCGCACGACGAAACCAUCAUCACAAAAAGUCCAACACAAACAACACUGCCAAAGACGCGUCCACCAAAUGCAAUGCCCCAGCGAUACGCAAGUCUUCCAUGUUCGAGUCCACCCAAGCUGCAGGAUUUCUCCGGUUCAAACGAUACUGCUGGCGGCAGUCUCGACGGUGGCCGGAACAAGCUCGGUAUCGGUAUCAGCGCCGUGCACGAUGCGGUACUACGGGGGAUGGCCCGAUUGCCCGAACCAAUCCUCAACGAGCAUCCGGUAACAAUCUACCCUGGUCGAGCAUCACCAACGCGCCGAAUGCCUCCACGCACCCUAUCCGGCUCGAUAGAACGACACCGGUUUCCCACGUCAGACAACUCCACCUCCACAUCGCAGGAAAACUCCUCGCCGGAAAACAACGAGUCUGAGUACAACGAAUCGUCCCUAUCGCCUACCCACGGGCACCUGCAACCACUGCAAGGUGGUGUACCAGUCACCUCACUGUUGAGCCGAAUAUUUCACCAAAAUGCUCCACCACCAUCCUCCUCCUCGCACCAUCUACACCAUUGUGCAGCGCGUGGCCAUCGUAUAACGCCAGUGACCGGUACCAUUCCGAGCAUACCGUCGCGAACGUCCGGACGACCGGACAGUGACGAUGAACGAUUUUCCGACGACUCGUUGGAAGAAUCCUCACUACCACCACCGCCCGGGCCACCAACCGUACCUCCGCCUCCGUCUCUUUCCGCACCGGUCACCCCUUCGAAGCGGCACAGCAUCGCCUGGGAGGUGAAUUUGGACGAUCCGGCCAGCUUCGGUGAUCCACUCAUCACCACGCCCAAAAGCUCUACUGCGGUUAGCUCGAAGGUGGUUGGCCGACGGAAAGCUGGUCCCAAGCACGCAACCAGUUCGCAGUCGAGUUUAGAAUCCACGCCAAGCAACAUCAAGAGCGAAUCGAACGAGUGGCCCGAUCCACCGGACAUACCCAUCUGCAGUACUGAGGAUGAAGCGGCCUCCAUAUAUUCCGAUUCUGACGACCUCAUACCACAUAUCCCGGACAUUAGCGGGCGCGGCACGUACAUCAUACGCAAGGGACGUCGGCAACGGCAACGUUUGGCCAGUCUGGAAUCGGAAGCGAACAGUAACAACAACAACGGUAUCCUCGUCGGACCGGACGCCCCAUCGCAAAGACCAGAUUCGCUCGGCGAAGAUCACAUCCUGCGUGGUUUACCCAGUCCCAUCUUUCCGGCCUCGAUGAUCACACCCAAAUCACGCCACAGCAUCGAUCUUGGUCUGUCCGCAACGAGCAAAUCCAGCGUUGGUGGAUCGCUCCUCAAAUCAUCCCCUUCGGCACCCCAAAAGCUACCCAACUCUGUACUCUCCCCAAGGUCACGAUUAUCAUUAGACUUAAGUUCACCUACUACCUCAGAGCUUUCAACUAAUGUUAUAAAGAUCACCACCCCGACCGGAAGCUAUCCUUCGCCGGGUGCAGCCCACCAUCACGCCUCCUCGCCGCUCGGUGCCCCACCAGCCUCAGCCCCACUGCAUACACUGAACGGUCUCAUCAGUAACGGUGGCCCACUAGCGGUCGGUGGCAGCAAUAGCCUAAGCAAAAGCACCACCAAAGCAUCCACGGCUGUCAACAACGGUAGCAGCAGCAGCAGCAGCAGCAACGGUGGGACCAGCAUUGUCAACGUUGGUUCCGGACCUGCUGGCGCCAAUCAACCGCAAUCAGCCGCACCAACGCAACCGGUCGUGUCGGCCCGGUACACCGAGUUCAAGACGUACAGUUCCACGUUUGAUGCGCUGCAGGCGCUGGACAACUCGUCCGGUGGCGGUAAUGGAGGCAGCGGAGUUGCCGGUAACAACACCACCACCACCCAUCUGAACGGUUGUAUCGGACCGGGUGUAGCAACUGCCGGUGGUUCUUCCGACAAUCCGUUGCUACGUGUAUCCUCGCUGCCUACCAUCACACCGCCGCUAACAUCCUCCGCAACAGCCGAAGGUUUGGCGACACCGCGACGAGAACUGGCUCCGCCAAUCGAAGAGGACGAAGAGGCGGACAGCGACACACAACGAGGUGCCCCGCUGCGCAAAAUAGAAGAUAACAUUAGUGCUUUAUUACGUGGUGAUAUAUCCGUUGCUAGAGUAGCCGACAUACCUCCAGCAAGACGUCCACUAGGUUUUCGUCUAGGUGUUCAUAAAUCAGAAAGUGCCAAAGAAAUGCUGCUGUCGCAGGCAGGCCUUGGACCGUUGCCACCAUCACCGCCAUCAUCCAGCCCGGAACCGCAGGACAGUGAUGAAUUUCCCCCAUUGCCUCCAUCACCGACGGAAGAACCGGAAGUCAUACAUCAGAUGCACGGUAUACGCAUCAGUUCACGCAACCGCGGUAGCAAUGGUACUCCGAACGGUUCCAGCAAACAUGAACAGCUGACACACGGUUACCGAGAGGAUCACCCGCCUGCAAUUCCGCCACAUCGUGGACCAUCGAUAAAUACGCUUAAAACAAGGUCGAUGGAUGCUGGGUUCAGUAAAUCGUACCGUAACGGUUCGUUCGGUUCGUCGACGUCCCCGCACGCCCCCGGUACACUUCCUCCCGAUUUGCCCGGAUGCAACUCGCGUCGAAGAGUCAUCACCGGUGGCUACCAGAAGCGCACCGCACAAAGUCCCCGCGAGGAGAGAUCGCUGCAAACGUCCUGCAGCCUACCGGAGACACCCAUCUUUGCCCGAGGCUGUGACAUACCAAGAACACCACAUCGACGUGCGCCAGAAGUGCCACCGCACGGUAGCGGAAGUCGCACGGCACCCAGAACCAACUCCACCACCAGCAGUCUCGGAUCGUCCGUUGUCGGCAUCAGUGCCUCGACCACGAUCGGCAGUCGACAGCGCAGCAUCAGCCAGGCGCUGGCCAACGGGGAGAUGCUGCGGCUGGCCGGCGGUCCCGCCCGGGGCUGGUACCCGAAGCAGCGCCACCCGAGACCGGCCUCCACCGAGAACCUGGACCGGUUACAUCCGCAGGGAUCGCUGCGCGCCUGGGAGGCAGCGGGUACGGGUAGCCGCAAACCGCUCACCCUACCACCAAAUCUUACACCCAAAUUUUUCAACAAGUCACCGCGUGAGGCACUGCGCCGGGUUACUAGUUUGCUCAUACGCAAAGGCAAUUCCGGUACGAAGGAAAAGGAACCGAAAAAGGAUAAGGACAAGGAGUCGCAGUCGCAUCAUCAUUCGCAACAACAUCCGCAACAACACUAUCACUAUCAGCAACAGCAACAUCAUCACCGUGAUUCGUCAUCCGUCUUCCUGCAACGUUCACCCGGUUCCGAUGUGACCGACUCGCGAAGUUUCCCGCAACACUCGUCCCAGCACACCACACCGACGACGCAGAAGAAGAAAGGUUUCUUCAAGAGCUUUUGGAAAAAGUCACGCCACUAUUCGCUGGAAAAGCAGUAAAAGGUUUCGACUUCCGCGGG